Aspergillus sclerotioniger CBS 115572 is the source of this 1920-nucleotide messenger RNA. Its product is annotated as glycerol-3-phosphate dehydrogenase family protein. The transcript is spliced from 2 exons. NCBI's taxonomy places the organism in Eukaryota, Fungi, Ascomycota, Eurotiomycetes, Eurotiales, Aspergillaceae. Bases 420 to 1721 code for a protein of 433 amino acids. Gene Ontology annotation, molecular function: glycerol-3-phosphate dehydrogenase [NAD(P)+] activity; NAD binding; protein homodimerization activity. Gene Ontology annotation, biological process: carbohydrate metabolic process; glycerol-3-phosphate catabolic process. The record is from RefSeq and is a predicted model, not a curated record. Gene Ontology annotation, cellular component: cytosol; glycerol-3-phosphate dehydrogenase (FAD) complex; nucleus.
CCGGUUGCUACCUCUCUCUGCUUAGGGAACGGGAUGACCUCAUGCCGGUUGUCUCGGUACGGCCGGAGGGAUCCGUGGCCAACCAUGGGUGUGCACUGCGGUCAUGGAAAGCAGGGACAGGGAAAGGGAAACCUCACUGAAGGGUCGUGGAGGCCCCUACCACCAGCAAUCCAUAUGAUUGGGCUGCCUUGUGAGUUGGUCCGGAUACUGUGUGAGAAUACAGGAUGGAACAAGGGAAGAAUGACAGUGACGAGGGCGAUGACGUCCGUCUCACAUCAGAGUCCCGGCCCGCCAGAACCCUUCCUCACCCGCUAUCUAUAAACCACGAAUGGAAUGGCAACCCCACGACUUGCGCUGCACAAUUUCUUGGGUUACUCCAUUGAAUUGUACUCACCUGCAUCGAUCUUGUUCCUCUCAACAUGCCUGACUACACGCGAAAGCACAAGGUGGCCGUGGUCGGCUCCGGCAAUUGGUAUGCGCGAUCUCUCUCUCACACGUCGCAUCCGCGUUUUCUAACAAGAUUUGAUACAAGGGGCUCCACUAUCUCCAAGAUUGUCGCAGAGAACACCAAAGAACAUUCCGACCUUUUCGAGCCAGAGGUGCGCAUGUGGGUGUUCGAGGAGGACAUCGAGAUCCCCAAGUCAUCCAAGCAUCACAGCAAGCUGGGCGGUCAGAAGCGCAAAUUAACCGAGGUCAUCAAUGACGUUCACGAGAAUGUCAAGUAUCUGCCCGGUAUCACGCUCCCGGACAACGUCGUGGCCGACCCGGACGUAAAGUCGACCGUCAAGGAUGCCACCUUGCUUAUCUUCAACCUCCCCCAUCAAUUCAUUGGCAAAACACUCGAUGGUAUUGAGGGCCAUCAUCUCCCCUAUGCCCGGGGAAUCUCCUGCAUAAAAGGCGUCGAUGUGUCGGACGGAACCGUGACCCUGCAUUCAGAACUGAUCAUGGAGCGACUGGGCAUCUACUGCGGUGCCUUGUCGGGCGCCAACAUCGCCCCGGAAGUGGCCGCGGAGAAGUUUUGCGAGACCACCAUCGGGUACGAUACUCCUCCAAUGGACCUGAAGCAGCCGGAUGGUUCGCCCAAGGACAACCUGGUCAAGGUGGAUGAGCAACGGCAGCACAAGACCAAACCAACACAUGUCAAGCUGCAUCCGGUACCGCAGGACCUCCCCCAUGUCAAUGCCGAGCUCUUCGAAAGCCUGUUCGCGCGCCCGUAUUUCCAUGUUCGCCACGUUCGCGAUGUCUCCGGGGUAGCGUUGGGUGGUGCACUGAAAAACAUCGUGGCGUUGGCGUCAGGGUUCGUUGCGGGAAAGGGCUGGGGCGAAAAUGCCAAGGCAGCCAUCAUGCGCGUUGGCAUUCUGGAGAUGGUCACCUUCGGUCGGACAUGGUUCCCCAAGUCUGUCGAUGAACGGACCUUUACGGAGGAGAGCGCUGGUCUGGCAGAUGUGAUCUCCUCGUGCAGUGGGGGGCGAAACUUCCGAUCGGCCUGUCAUGCGGUGGAACAAGGGGUCAGCGUCAAUGAAAUCGAAGAGAAGGAGCUCAACGGUCAAAAAUUGCAGGGGACCUCCACGGCUUACGCAGUCUAUGACUUUCUUGCGAAGCACGACCAGCUGAAGCAGUUCCCGUUGUUUGUUGCGGUUCAUGAUAUUCUCGAAGGAAAGGCCACUGUCGAUGAUCUACCGGCGCUUCUGGAUGGAAAGAAGAAGAAGAAAACGACAUGAGAGAGUAUGAUGAGUAUGGCGAUGCUGUGCAGGUCUUGCAGCGUAUCUAAUGAGACACGAUCGUACACUUGCUUGCUGUCAAGGUAGCAAAAUAGGAGCCUGACAGGAUCUUUGAAUCCCUGAAAUAGUCUGAAACAUUGCAUCUUUGCAUCACCAGAGGUGACCUUAGAUUUAUUUGGAUCUGUAGCAAAUCUUCAAU